Messenger RNA from Brienomyrus brachyistius, 3000 nucleotides. Its product is annotated as fibroblast growth factor 18-like. The record is from RefSeq and is a predicted model, not a curated record. Gene Ontology annotation, molecular function: growth factor activity; type 2 fibroblast growth factor receptor binding; type 1 fibroblast growth factor receptor binding. Gene Ontology annotation, cellular component: cytoplasm. Gene Ontology annotation, biological process: fibroblast growth factor receptor signaling pathway; positive regulation of protein phosphorylation; regulation of cell migration. Lineage: Eukaryota; Metazoa; Chordata; Actinopteri; Osteoglossiformes; Mormyridae. The transcript is spliced from 6 exons. Bases 1531 to 2160 code for a protein of 209 amino acids.
GAGGAGGAGGGAGGAUUGAUCUGCUGCUGUUCAAAUGUUCUUCUUUAUCCCGGACUGAAAUCUUUCUUUAGUUAUUUUUUUUGUUUUGCCAAGGAAACAAUCAAAGUGAAAAGGUUGUAUGAAAUAACGAAAACUUUAAAGCAACACAAAGUCAAACAGGUAACAGGGGAAACGCAUUCGUUUUUAAUUUACAUGUCGAAGAGAACGGAGCCCAGAGAGAGACAGAGACUAGGCAGGUUUUGAGGUCGAUUUGUCAAUGCGAUCCCGCAUUCUCCGCCUUUACUGUGCAUUCGUUCACUUUAUGCAAACUGGGACCGCUGACCCAAGCUCACCUCGACUAGAAACAACGAGACCGACUGCACUCUGCGACGUCCUGACUUGGCUUUUAGUAUAAAUGCAAAGUUCAAAAAAGAUCGGAUUGCAUUUUUUCCUAAAAAAAAUUGAGGGUGAUGUCAUCUGGCUGUGCUGGGGCUGGUAUUGUGUGCGGGCUCCGUACAGACUACCGUUGUGAGGCGAGCGGCUGGACGAGCCGAGUUGUCCGUGAAUCAGGUGCGUGUAUAUGGCCGUGACUCUUCUGCGCUGUCGCUGGCGGUCCCCGCUGUCAUCGUCUUCCCCUCAUCCCCUCCUGAACUGGAUCGUCGGAUUACCCCACUCUCGUAGCUGUCCAUGCUGUAAUUCUUUACAUCACGCGUCACUGUCCCCCAACCUACGGACUCCGCGACCCAUCUGAAAGGAUUAGUCAUGACAGAAGCCGGUCGGCAGCACCUGAAGCCCGCGGAGCUGCUCUCACCCCGCCGCCCUGGUUUCCGUCUUGCCCAGGUGCCCUGCCUCCCGCGGGAACUGUCUUCGCACCUUUGGCACUAGCGCAGGAUCGCCCGCAUCUCCUACCUCUGCCCUAAACGGUCCCACCUCCCCGGGGUUUGAUGUUCAGGUCCGAGUUUCACAUCGCUGCUCCUUGCAGACCCAGCGUGGAUUCGCUUGUGUCCUCCAGCAAAGACCUGGCAGUUCCUCUCUAAUCUCACCGAUUUAGGACAGAAAUAACAUAGAGAGAAAAAAAAUUGUGGAACAGAAAAGUAAACGAUGAAAUAAAGUAGCACCAAACAAACAGAGGACCUUGUCCCGUCUUUUGGUGGAAGCGCUUAGUGCAUUAAUGAGUGCUGGGCAACUUUCACGGUUAGCAGCUUUGGGAAAACAUGAGUCUGAGCAGCGUCUGGAUUUAAUAUGAACGGAAUACGUGGACAAGAAGCGUGAAUUAGAAAGACGGAGCCAUUUCCAUGCAUGCACUUUCAACGGUGAUUUUCACCUGUAGCUUCGGCGGUCAGAAAAAAACAGCCUCCGAUUAAAAGGUGCCCCUCCCGUACCGGAAUCCAAGUACCCGGAAAAACCGGGGGGCUCGCAUCCCAGAACAGAACAAGCCCCCAGGUGUUGGGAGGAAAGCAGUUAUUGUCAACGGAUUACAAACCCGUGUAAUCCCCGUUCACAUCCGGGGAUCCGACCGCGGCAGGACGCGGUUCUGUCCCCGGGAGAGCGAUGCGGUACUUCGUCCAUGCUGCAGCUAUCUUGUGUGUCCAGGCUCUGUUUGCAGUGUGUACCCCCUUGCAACAGGUUUUUGACAGGGACGGCGUGAACUUCAGUGUACAUGUGGAAAACCAGACUCGUCUCCAUGAUGCCAUGAGUCGGCGACAGCACCGAGUAUAUCAGCUGUACAGCCGCACCAGUGGGAAGCACCUACAGGUGCUGGGAAGGAGGAUCAGUGCACGGGGGGAGGAUGGUGACCGAUAUGCCCAGCUUGUAGUGGAAGCGGACUCCUUUGGCAGCCAGGUGAGGAUACGUGGCAAGGAGACCAACUAUUACCUGUGCAUGAACCGCCGAGGAAAACUGGUGGGUAAGAAGGCCAGCAAUCGCAGUCCCGACUGUGUCUUUGUGGAGAAGGUGCUGGAAAACAACUAUACAGCCCUGAUGUCUGCACGCUACGCUGGGUGGUACGUCGGCUUCACCAAGAGAGGGCGCCCUCGGCGUGGUCCACACACUCUGCCCAACCAACAGGACGUGCACUUUAUGAAGCGCUUCCCUCCCGGCAAGCAACCAGACCCCCAGCCAUUCCGCUUCACCACGGUCAGCAAACGAAGCAAGAGGGUGCAAAUCACAGAGGACUGCUAGCUCGCUCUACUAACACACAGAGAACACAUCAGCCCCUGGCCCUGGAAUCUCACAAAGCAUUGCUGGAUACAAGCCUACAAAAACUGAUCUGGGACCGGAUUACUGACACGGAGUGUUGGAAUCCCAGUUUGAUCUGAUGCUGGAAAGGAAUUACGCUGUGAUGCCAGAGAGGGCCAUGCUGGGAUGAUUGAUGUGCAGCUAUGGUACCAGAACCAAUGAACUGGAUCGGCUGGACUUUAAAAUGAGAUCAGCAAGACAGACUGCGACAAGCCCAAAGAGUCACGGGGAACAUAAAGCACAGUGGAUGCUGGAACGGUUGGGGGAAACUGACAAAGGAAGACUUAUUGACUGCUUUCCAUGCCAGCUGUGUGUGUGCAGAUGCUCCUCUGUGAAAUGUGUGCAUGGGACCAAAAACCCCAAACUCCAGACUGAUGUGAUGUUGAUGCUGCGGUGACCUGUUACAGAACAGGAUGUACCAUCCCAUAUAAUCUCAAAAUCAUACUAAAGAUAUUGGACUGCACAAGUUCCAUUAUACCAAAAGGAUAAGUCACGAAAGACUGUACUUUACCUUUAAGACUCCUUUCCCCGCACCCCAGUACCUGUGCUUAAAGAUGACGACAGAUGGAGUUUAUCUCCUGCUCACCGGCCGUAUGAAUGCUGCUACCAGGACAUUUGGUGGAGAAAAAAGCCUCAUAUCUAUAUACUUAAAGGGAACAAAUAGGGAACAAAACUAUUAAAACAAAAUAAGCAUUUAUAUUAUUGUUAUUGAAAAAAACUAUUUAUUUUAGUCGUGUAAGACCUAUUCUGACUGCCUCAGUUAUUAAAGAGGAACAGAAAGGA